AUGCUGGAGAAGGGAGCGAUAGAACCUGUACUGGAACUAGAAUCCCCAGGGUUCUACAAUUGCCUGUUUCUAGUGCCCAAGGCCUCGGGUGGAUGGAGACCCGUUCUAGAUGUCAGCGCACUGAACGUCUUUGUAGAAAAGACCAAGUUUACCAUGGAGACGACUCAGUCGGUGCUGGCAGCGGUCCGUCCAGGGGACUGGAUGGUGUCUCUGAACUUGCAGGACGCUUACUUUCAUAUCCCCAUCCACCCGACUUCAAGGAAGUUCCUAAGAUUUGUAGUCCAGAACAGGUGCUUCCAGUUCAAGGCCCAUUGUUUCGGCCUCAGCACGGCCCCUCAAGUUUUCACCAGAGUAAUGGCAAACGUGGUGGGAUGGCUUCAUCAAGAGGGGAUAAGAGUAUCCCUCUACCUGUGGAUGACUGGGUUGAUUAAGGGUCCCAAAGUCGAAGACAAGGUGGGUCUGGAGGACUUGCACAAGACGUUUCUGAUGACCCAGGAGCUGGGUCUCAUCAUCAACAAGGAGAAGUCCCAGAUCGAGCCGAGUCAGACGAUUCUUUAUUUGGGGAUAGUUCUGGACUCAGCUCGUUUUCGGGCUUCUCCCUCCCAAGAAAGGCAAAACAGGUGCCUUGAGAAGUUGGGCAGUGGGAUUCCUGGGGUAGAGAGAAGUGCUUGGGCGAUGGAUUGGAUGAGUUUGCUGGGCACCCUCUCCUCGCUCGAGCAGUUUGUCUCCCUAGGAAGGUUGCAUCUCAGACCUCUGCAACACUUCCUUUCAAGAGUCUCAGAGUCUGAGGAGAAUCAAGAGACAUCUGAGUUGGUGGCUGGAUCCGUCGAAAUUAGGGGAAGGAAUCUCCCUGCUCAGGAAGAACCCAAACCUAGUGUUGUUCUCAGAUGCUUCGGAGUCAGGAUGGGGAGCAACACUGGGGAGCAGGGAGGUCUCAGGCUCUUGGGAAGUGGAACAGAGCGAAUGGCACAUCAACAGGAAGGAGUUGAUGGCCAUUCUGUUAGGAUUGAAAACCUUCAAGACUCUGUCUUGGGGAGAGUAGUAGAAGUCAAUUCAGACAACACCACGGCCCUGGCUUACAUCAAAAAGCAAGGAGGGACUCAUUCUCUGUCCCUGUACGAAACAGCAAGAGAGCUCCUUCUGUGGGCAAAGGAGAAUGGCGUAGAGCUUUUAACAAGAUUUGUGCAGGGACAGAAGAAUGUAAGAGCAGACAUGCUCAGCAGGAAAGGGCAAGUUCUGCCCACAGAAUGGACCCUCAACCUUCAAGUUUGCCAGAGACUGUGGAAAUUAUGGGGGAGGCCUUCAAUAGAUCUCUUCGCCUCCAACCAGAACAAGAGAAUCACCAACUACUGCUCCCUAGUCCCGGACAAGGAAGCAACAGCAGUAGACACCUUCUUGAUGGACUGGACAGGGAUAGACACUUAUGCGUUCCCUCCCUUCAAGAUUAUCAACCUGGUCAUCAAGAAAUUCGCUCUCCUCGAGGCAGGGAGAAUGACCCUGAUAGCUCCAUUCUGGCCAGCAAGAGAGUGGUUCACAGAGACAUUAAGACCACCGGCUUGGAAUUUGGAUGUGGUUUUGAAGUUCUUAUGCAGCAGGAAGUUCGAGCCCAUCUCGCAAGUGACCCUUAGAGACGUAACUAAGAAAACACUAUUCCUGAUGGCUCUUGCCACAGCAAAAAGGGUCAGCGAGAUUCAGGCAAUAGAGAAGCAGGUGGGCUUCAAUCAAGAUGGAGCAGUAUUUGCGUUAAAGCUCGACUUCCUCGCUAAGAAUGAGAACCCAUCCAAACCCUGGCCGGGGACGUUUGAGGUUCCACCUAACCACAAAUUUAGUGGGGCCAAAAGGAGGAGAGACUCCUCUGCCCAGUUAGAGCCCUCAGGGCAUAUUUAUCAUGGACAAGGAAUUUUAGAGGUUCAUCCAGUUCUUUAUGGUGUUCAGUUAAGGAUCGCUUCAAAACCCCUCUCGAAGAAUGAGUCAUCAUUCUUCUUGAGGGAGACGAUAAGAGAAGCUCACCUCUUAUGUGAGGAGAACUUCGGUCUGUUCAAAAGUGAAGGCUCACGAGGGGUAGAGCCAUUUCAAACGUCACUUGCAUAUCGGAAGCACAUGUUCAGUUAA
Messenger RNA from Macrobrachium nipponense, 2112 nucleotides. RefSeq lists its product as uncharacterized. The record is from RefSeq and is a predicted model, not a curated record. NCBI's taxonomy places the organism in Eukaryota, Metazoa, Arthropoda, Malacostraca, Decapoda, Palaemonidae. The coding region runs from base 1 to 2112 and encodes 703 amino acids. The transcript has 2 exons.